Molecule: messenger RNA, 2477 nt
Organism: Microtus oregoni (creeping vole)
Lineage: Eukaryota; Metazoa; Chordata; Mammalia; Rodentia; Cricetidae
Product: ribosomal biogenesis protein LAS1L-like
Exons: 13
Coding region: 43-2277 (744 amino acids)
Biological process (GO): maturation of 5.8S rRNA; maturation of LSU-rRNA
Cellular component (GO): Las1 complex; preribosome, large subunit precursor
Molecular function (GO): endonuclease activity
Source: RefSeq, a predicted model, not a curated record
UGGGGUUCCAGGACUGAACCUGGUCUUGGAUCCCCCCCAGGGAUGGACUGCGUGUGGCGUUCGUGGGACGGGAACGACUUCAAAGAGAAACAGCCUCAGCCGCCGCCGUGUCCCGAGAGCAUCGUGGUCUCCUGGCUGAGCCGGGCUGAAUGGGAUCAAGUGAUGGUUUAUCUGUUCUGCGAUGAUCAGAAAUUGCAGCAGUAUGCGCUGAACCGUAUUACGGUGUGGCGGAGCAGGUUAGGCAACGACCUGCCCCUGGCAGUGGCUUCUACUGCUGACCUGGUACGCUGUAAGCUCAUGGAUGUAGCUGGUGGCUUGGGCACCGAUGAACUUAGACUGCUCUAUGGCAUGGCUUUGGUCAGGUUUGUGAAUCUUAUCUCAGAGAGGAAGACCAAAUGUUCUAACCUCCCCCUCAAGUACCUGGCUCAGGAGGUGAACAUUCCAGACUGGAUUGUUGAACUUCGCCACAAGUUGACCCACAAGAAAAUGCCCCAUAUAAAUGACUGCCGCAGAGGUUGCUACUUUGUCCUGAAUUGGCUCCAGAAGACGUACUGGAGCCGUCAACUGGAGGAUACCCUGAAAGAGACCUGGGAGUUGGAAGACGACCAGAUAGAGCCAGAAGAACACCAAGAAGUGGAAAGUGAAACUAUUGUUGAUGUUGUAGUAGAAGCAGAAGUAGAAGCAGAACCAGAGCCAGAACCAGAGCCAGAGCCUCAGGAGGAUGACAAAGAUGAAGAGCUGCCUGUUGAAAACAAUGUGAACGAUAAAGACAAGAAAGAGGCAGAUUCUCCUCCAGAACCCAGUCCAAGAUAUAAAGAGCUGUAUGAAAAAGCACGGGAAUUGCUGGUAUCAUAUGAAGAGGAGCAGUUUAAGGUGCUGGAGAAAUACAGGCAUUUACCUCAGGCUGUUAAGGUGUGGAACAACCUUUCUCCGUGUGUACAGUGUAUCCUGGAAGAACUCAAAAGCAUUACAUGGGAGAACAGGGAUGCUGUGCUGGAUGCUUUUCUGGACGAAGGCUUCCUUAUCCCCACUUUCGAGCAAUUGGCAGCUUUGCAGAUAGAGUAUGAAGAAAACAUCAACUUGAGUGACGUCUUGGUGCCAAAGCCAUUCUCUCAGUUCUGGCAGCCACUGCUCAGGGGCCUGCACUCCCAGACCUUCACACAGGUCCUGCUGGAGAGGAUGUUCUUUGAGUUGUCUACCUUGGGGAGCACUGGGAUCCGGUCUACCUACAUCCUUAGAUGGACUGUUGAACUGAUCGUGGCCAACACCAAGAUUGGACGGAAUGCCCGGAAGUUUUCUGCAAGCCAGUGGGAAGCAAGAAAGAGCUGGAGGCUGUUCAACUGUUCUGCCUCCCUUGAUUGGCCCCAGGUGGUCGAGUCCUGCUUGGGCUCACCUUGCUGGGCCAGUCCCCAACUCCUUCAGCUAGUCUUCAACGCCAUGGGACAGGUCUUGCCCGAUGGGGAGCAGGAGAAGCUGCUGCGUGUCUGUUCCAUUUAUACUCAGAAUGGAGAGAAUGGUGUGGCAAAGACAAGUGUAGGUUCCUCUUCCGCUGGGAAAAGUCCAUACACAUUGGAUACCUUACAUCAGGACCCAAAACCAUCUGGUGCCAACUGUGAGUCUGAAGAAAAUACUCAACAGAAGGAGCAAGGCAGCCUUAAGGAUGCCAAGCAAGGGGAGGAAAAGGAGAAUGAGGAGGAGGAGGAGCAGGAGAAUGAGGUGGAGCAGGAUGAGGAUGAGGAACAGGAGCAAAAGGUCUUUCAAGAUCAGAUGGAGGAAGAUGUAGAGGAAAGUUAUGACUUGAUAGAGGAAGAAGAGGAAGUGGAUGAGGAUGAAGACGACGAUGAUGAUGAUGACGAAGACGACGAUGAAGACAGAAUGGAGAUGGGGGUUUUCUCUCUCAUGAAGGAAUCCUACGAUUUUGAGAAUACUAGGGUCAUGUCCUCGAAAAGGGAAGCUUUGCAGGGUUCAGCAUGGCAAGUAAGCUCUGAAGAUGUGCGAUGGGGUGCAUUCCCUAUAGGCCGAAUGCCAGGUCAGACUGACGACCCAACAGAACUUUUGUUGGAUAAUUAUGACACCAUGUAUCUUUUGGACCAACUUGUACUCGAGCAGCGGCUAGAAGCCCCAAAGUCCAGGAGUAGCACUUUGAGCCUAAGUUGUUGUGGAGACAGUAGCAACUCUAGCAGCAGCAGCAGCAGCAACAGCGGCAGCAACUUGGAGGGCCUUCUCUGGAACCAGGGACAACUGCAUGGGCUCAAAGCUGGCCUGCAGCUCUUCUGAUGACUGUCCUUAUGCAAGUGGCCUUGAAGCCCCGCUAUAUUUCACAGCCCAGAGUCCAUCCAUGGUACAGACUGAACAACCUGGGAAAUAGUUCAGAUCAGCUGUAUCAAUUUAGCUUUCCACCGCAAUAGAAAUUUGAAUAUUUCCCCAGAUUUUCUGUUUUGUUUUGAAAUAUAAUAAACAGAUUUUUUGUCAUGGUG